Messenger RNA from Lytechinus variegatus (green sea urchin), 4579 nucleotides. RefSeq names its product secretory carrier-associated membrane protein 1-like. The record is from RefSeq and is a predicted model, not a curated record. Gene Ontology annotation, cellular component: trans-Golgi network membrane; recycling endosome membrane. Bases 1157 to 2236 code for a protein of 359 amino acids. Gene Ontology annotation, biological process: protein transport. The transcript has 9 exons. NCBI's taxonomy places the organism in Eukaryota, Metazoa, Echinodermata, Echinoidea, Temnopleuroida, Toxopneustidae.
GCCUACACGCACACAGGUUAUAUCUCAUUGAUAUAUUAAACACAAUUGAUAAGAAAUUCAGUAUCGAUGCAGUUGAAAUUCUUUCAUCCAUUUUUGCAAAAGGCAGGAGCAUCACCACAUACAAUACUCAGUAGUUAUGAAUUCACUGAAAUUUUUUUAAAUCCAGUGUUAUCACCAUAUUGUUCUUAGCACUUGUUUAUCAAGUUGAUUUCCUUCCUUCGUGACUUUCACAUUUACAUGUAUAUGAAAAGUUAGAUAUCAAUUCAUCAUACUGUACCUACCUUAUGCAUAGCUGCUUCUACCCUACCCGGUAUCGCGACAAUUUUCUCUGGGAUCUUCUUCAUUACAUCAGCAACAUGAACAGUCCCAAACUUGGCAGUAAAGGAUUUGAGCAUGUUGCCCCCUCUUGACUCACUGCUACCAGAAUCCCUAAUCGAAGUCUUUGAUCGAAACAUUGCUCCUGAAGUGUUUUACCUCAUAAAAUAAGCACCUUCCUGUUUGUUGAAAUCUAUUACGUGUCCGCGGUUUCUAGAGCUUUUCAAAAACUUUAGAGAGAGGGGAGCUGAGUAAUUUUCACUCUCUCUUUCUGCCUUGAUCACAGCAGAGUUUUUGUCUCCAGGUAUAGCUGCUGUGUUGGCAAGAACUCAAAAUAACUCUGGGUAGUGUGCUGGUGAUGAGUUGAUUAGUAGAGUGUGUCUUAAUACAAGAAUGAAUGUGCAGGCAUACUGAACGUGUAAACUACCAGUAUUUUGCUCCCCAUAUGGAAUCAUGCACCCUCAUUAUUCUCUUCAUGUAGAUUUGUAGCACAGAAAGAGCAACUGGAAAAUUAUGAUAGCCUCCGAGCAGUGGUGCUUGUCCCCGGCUUCAUUUCAUUGACUUCCUUGGCCCCCCUUGUAUUAAAGGCAUGUAGACAACCAGUCAGCAACCAGCACUGCAGGUUUUUCCCUGGUACCAUCACAAGAGUGUCUUGUUACAGGAAUUAUCAUUUUCUAUUUCAUUGAGAGAUUAUGACAGUGCACUGCAUGACUAUACAGCCCUGCAGUCAUUUGCCCUCUGGACCCCGUCUUGUGAUCAGAAAUAGAACGAGGGGCAUGUUACCGAACAAGUACUUUGGGUAGUGUUCACUGUUGGAAAGUGAUUUCACUUUCUUUUCAGCAUGGAAUCAUCACAAAGUUUUGAAUCGUACUGGUGGCAGAGGGAUCCAUCAGUUACCGAGGCAACGGCAAACUCCCGAGGUGGGCUGGAGGAAUUCAAUCCUUUUGAAGACUCAAACAGACAGGCAAGUAAUGGUUCGAAAACAACACCAGUAGCUGCCCCGUUACCAGUUAAACCCCAGCAACAGCCUGCCGUGAUGGCACCAACAUCAGAGUUACCACCAUCAUACACACAGUCAGCAGCUCAACCAGCUGUUAGUGAAGGAGCAGCAGAAUUACAAAAGAGACAGGAAGAGCUAGAAAGGAAGGCUGCGGAACUUUCAAGAAGAGAACAACAAAUGAGAAGUGCACAAUAUAACACACGAGAAAACAAUUGGCCACCGCUUCCCAAAUGGUUUCCUCUCCAGCCCUGUUUCUAUCAAGACUUUGCUGUUGAUAUCCCCUUGGAAUUCCAGAGGACAGUCAAAAUGGGAUACUAUCUUUGGAUUGCUUAUGCUUUGGUGUUGAUACUGAACAGUAUCUUUGCUGUGGUAUACCUUGGUGUUGCCGGGGGUGCUAGCUCGGGAGUGUGCUUUGGUCUCAGUCUGGUCGCACUCUUCAUAUCCACCCCCUGUGCGUUUGUCUGUUGGUAUAGACCAAUGUACAAAGCAUUUAGGAGUGACAGCUCCUUCAACUUCUUUCUCUUUUUCUUCAUAUUUUUCUUCCAAUUUAUUGUUACUGUUGUGCAAGCGAUAGGCAUUGAUCAGUUUGGAACAGUAGGUAUAAUCAAUGGCCUUUCGUUGAUAGGCUCAGGUAGUAAAGGUGAUGACAAGUCUGGAAUGAUUAUAGGUGGACUAAUGCUAAUGAUUGGUUGCAUGUUUGGCACGUUGGCUGUGUUAGACCUUCUCUAUCUGAUAAAGGUCCAUGCACUGUACAGAGGUACAGGCGCCAGCUUCUCAAAAGCCCAGGAAGAGUUUGCGAGGGGCGUCGUCACCAACCCUGGUGUACAGACUGCGACAAGGGAAGCCGCGGCCAGCGCUGUGAGCGGCGCCACCACAUCCAUGUUCAGCUCCGGUGGAGGAGCGGGAAACAACAGAAUGUGAGCCGGAGACAUUUGACAGGAGAAUGGACGUUUGUAUAUUCGGCUCUACCUGGAGUCAGUUUAGUUUUGAUGAAUAGAGAUUACCUAGAACCAGGGGUUGAUGAUGACCACAAGAGAAUCGUGUUUCCUGAUGAAGGCUGUGGAGUAACAUCAUGGAAGAAUGAUAAGCUACAGUAUGUCAAUUUUUUUCAUAAAACGACUAAUCUACUUCUUGUCAAACUCUUGCAAUAUCAGUUAGAAAAAAUAUGAUUAAUAUUAUUAAUGACAGUCUAUUCAGCAAGUUGUGAAACAAACAUGGUAUGAUUGCACUUUAUUUUCAUGAUUGAAAAUUCCUGGAAAGACACAUUUUGUAUCUAUAUCUAUAUUUAUCUCACCAUUAUGUGUUUGUCAUUAUUAUAAAUUCCUGUCUUUAUGUGUCAAAGGGCUCAUUGCCUUUAUUUUCAGUGUUAAAAUGCAAUGAAUUUCUGAAGGAAAGAAUGGAGGGGACCACCAAUAUGAAUUCCAUGUACCUCUGAUGGUAUGGUGAAAUAAUAUUAUUGAAUUGAUUAAUACCAAGAUAAAGGCUCAUAUCUGGAGAACCUCAUUGAAACCAAUCUUUCAUUACAUAUACAAUCGAGUUGACAACAGACUUGGAGAAGCUAACGAAUGAAGACUGAAUUAAGGGUCUUGAUUGAUUUAAUGAUAUGGUAUCAUUGAUAGAAUUUAAAUUGUGUAUUUUCUAUUCAAAAUUGGUUGGUUUGCCUGAUUGUUAAGAUAGAACUGUAAAGAGAGACUGGAUUACAAGGAUUAGAGUGGAUAGGUCAUGUGGUUUGUGGCAUGGGUAUUUUCAGUUUGUUGCGUAUGAUUAUAUUCAAAUGGAUAGAUAAAGAACAAGGAUUAUGAAUGUAUCGGAAUGAAUGAUAAAUUAAUGACUCAACAGUGCUAUUCUUGAAAUGCUACUGUGGUUCCCAUAUAAAAUGCUCCAUUCUAUAUGGGGUGAGGGGCAUUUAAAAAGAUUUCAGUCAGAGAUGCUAAGUUAAAACAACUUUGUGUGAGAUUUUCAUGACUCGGCAUCAUGGCAUAUGCAUGCGCUGGGUAGAGAACCAAUCAAGUAGAGUGAUGGUGUUGGAGGGUGAGUACUACCAUACCCUGACCUCGCUCUAUGGCAACCUAGCUCACUGUACCCCAAAGUUUCAUCUGUGAUCAUGUGAUAUCUGCAUGUAUAAUAUUGUUUAAAAAAAAAUAAGUGAAAAAGACGCCUGUUUGAAGGAUUCGAGAUGAUUUAUGAUAUUAUGAUACAACUUUGCAAUUGGUAAAAAAAAUACUUCACAAGAUGGUAGUUAACUGUAGUCAUUAAUAUUUGUGAUCUCUAAUAUAAACAAUACCAUGAUCUUUGUCAGGUUUCAAUAUAUAUAUUUUUAGAUAUAUGACUUUGUGAAAACAUUUCAUUCCAUAUGUUAAGUUAUGUUAAGUGAUGACAUCCAAAAUGUGAACCCUUCUGUGAUAUUUUUGUAUUUCUAUAAUGCUAUAUUUAUAAAUGUGACCAAGUUUUGAAAGUCUUUGAAAAAAAAAUGGAGGAUAUUUCAUGGCUUACGAUGAAGUUUUUCCAUAUAAAGUAAUAUUGACCUCUUGAAAUUCAAUAAAUUGAUGAAGGGAUAUUUAAAAUAGAUGUAUGUCUGCUGUAAAUUAGAUGUUGGCUGCUGUCAAACAGAUCAGUUCAUAACAAGUUUUCCUUGUUGUUUGAUGGACAAUUCAUUUGUAUCCUUCCAAGACAAUUAUAUUUGAUGUAUUUGCAUAUGAUUUGCAAUGUAUCUCCCCUUGAAUUCAUUCUUAGAAUUUCUCAUUAUAGUCAAUAAGAGAAAUAGCUUGGAGCUUAUCAGAAGUAGAAGAUGUGAUAUGAAUUGUAUGUGUAUAACACUUUCAAUUUGUUCUCAGUGAGAUGUUUUAUAUUCAAUAUUUUUGUCACAAAGAAGUUGUGUAUUAUAAUAGCGAUUAAUACUAGAUAUAUGUCUUUACAUUAUGUGGAAUAUGACACAACUGAUAUUAAAGUAUAAAAGUGAAAUUGUAGAAAGUUUAGUAAUACAUGCUCUUGAGGUAUAGAGGAUGGUAAAUCGUUAAUUAAAAUUUCGGCAAUCACAUCGUAACUUCUAGAUGCCCAAGCCAGGAGAUAAUCUUGAGAAGAUUGUGACAUGAACUUGAAGUAUUCUAUAAAUUGCUAUGAAUUGAACUAGAGAGGGAGAUUUUUUCAGCUGUAAAAAAGCAAGUGUUGUGUCUUUGCAGUAUUUUGUACUGUUAUUAUGGAAGUAUUGCUGGGUUAUGAAAAAUACCUUUCCCCACAAAUAUCAAAUUAUACACAUUUUAACUG